This is a messenger RNA of Leptopilina boulardi, 2443 nucleotides long. Its product is annotated as protein brambleberry-like. The transcript has 10 exons. Lineage: Eukaryota; Metazoa; Arthropoda; Insecta; Hymenoptera; Figitidae. The coding region runs from base 397 to 2250 and encodes 617 amino acids. The record is from RefSeq and is a predicted model, not a curated record.
AAAGUUAUUAUAUAAUCUACCUGGAGAAGAAUGUAUUUAAUUUUGUAAAUACAAAUUAAUUAUAUAACAGAAAACAAAUAUUUUUCGAGAAAAAAUUUCUUGCCUCAACGUAUUGGUUCUUCUAAAAGAAAAGAUUCAAAUUUAUUUCGAGGUUAGAUUUCAUCACGUGACCAGUACUGGACCAAUAAGAGACGGUUAUUUUGAAUCUGUAUUCAUCCAUUGGUUGCUCUGAAUUUUACAGGUGUUGGUACACAUGUAUUGAAUGACGGUUGAACAAAACAUAAACACAUUUGUCAUUCUCGUAGUUUUUUUUCAACAAAUUCAUUAAUUAUCUGAAAUUUUAAAGGAAUUUGACUAAUUCUAUAAAGUUCUGAAUUUUAGAAGAAAAUAUAUGUAAUGAAAAUGUAUUAUUCAUUACUUUUAAUAUUUUUAACAUUUUCAACAUGUCAUGUGGAAUCAGCGAUUCUUAGUUGGAUAUGGGACAGAGGACAAAAGGAAUCAACAACUUUAGUUUCAGAUGGUGUACCUUUAAUUUCAAUUCCUUAUGAAUCAUUGACAGAUGAUGAAAAAUUUCUCCAGGAAGCCGCUAAAUUUACAGAAAUGCAAGUUUCUUCACCACUCGAAACAUGUUAUCAUAAAGUAGUCAUGAAAAUAAGAUCAUCUUGCAAUGAAAUGUCUGAAGAAGAUUUGGCCAAAUUAAGUGUUAAUUUGCUUAAUUGUCAAUCAUUAGUUGAAGGGAGAAAAAUUUAUCCUUGUACUCAAGACAUGUCUUUGAAACAAUGUACUACGGAGAUGGACGCCGAUAUGUGGAACGCUUACCAUUUAAUGAGUAAUCGAGCAAGAGCAGUUUGUUAUUCCGCAAGGAACUUACAAUUUCGUGCAUUAACUGAAUUAACUGUUAAUAAAUUAGUGCAAACAACUCAUUCGCAAAUCAAAGCUCUGGAAAAUUUACAGGAAAAUCAAGAAAAAUUGGAAAAAGAAACAAUGGACGCAUUAUCAUUAAUUGAAAGUGGAAAUAAAAAAUUACUCGAUCAACAUAAUCUUGUGGCGUCUAAUCUUCGUGAAUUGACAAUGGAAAAGGCUUUAAUUCGUUUGGGACAUGCGAAACUCGUUACAAUGACUGAAGAUAUUAAAGAUAAAUUAGUGAAAGCAAAUGACGAUAUAUUAAAACAAGAAUCUGAUCGUAAAAUUAAUCAUCAAGAAGUGAUGGAUGAUUUAUUGGCUAUACAAGAUCGUGCUCAAAAACUUUGGGAAAGAUUGGAGAGUAGUACAAAUAAUAUUUUACAACAAAAUCAAGAAGCCGCGAAUCAAUAUAUACGAACAUUAGAACAACUCGAGCAGAUUAAUAAAACAGUUAAUUUUGUUUGGAAUCUAACUAAUAUGAUGCAUACGCAAGUGGAUGAGAAAUUAGGCUGGAUUACUGAUUAUAUUAGUAGUACAGGUUUACAAAUGCAAAAAGUUUACCGUACAUUUUUGCAUAUAAUUUACAUAUUGACUGCCAUGAUUGUUGCCGGAUUUUUACAAGCACCAUUUUUAAUGAGAGUGACGAUAAUGGGAAUAAUUCCCUUAAAUUUGACCGCUUAUUUGAAACAUGGAAUGGAAGCGUCUCUAGAUUUCUUUUCAAUUACUGCUCUCAUUAUUCUAAUUACAAUGAUGCAUUAUGUAAUGAUUAUUGUUCAGUACAUUUUUGGACCAAAGAAGACUGAAUCAAAAAAUUUUCAGCGUGGGAUGGAUAAUGAAAAUAAAGAGAAUGGCGUUUGUCACAAUAGCUCAAACGAUAUGGCUAAUUUUACGAAACGACCAUUUCUCAGUGCAAUUUCUUCAGCUUGGUAUUCAUUUUACAACAGAAUACACUACACUUUCAACACGGCUACAAGGAAAAUUUUAAAUAUCUUUCAAUCAUUGAGUGACCAUACCAAACAGUCGAUAUUACAACAAGAAGAACUUUCUUGCUCUUAUAUGUCAAAGAAAUACGAUAGUUUCGUGACUUUUGAUUCACCAACUAAUAUUUCUGAUGAUCUUUCGGAAUCUGAUUUUACGCCCAAAAAUUCGAUAAAAGAAGAUAAUUUAUGGACUAUGCGACAACGACACAAUAUUUCCCGAAGUAAAACUCCCAUGGAUAGUAGCGGUUAUGGCAACAGAUGCUGUGAAUUAACUCGAAGUGGCAAACCAUGUCGAGGAAAAGCAAUGAAGAAUCUCAAUUAUUGUCGAAUUCAUUUAUUAUCUGCUUCACCUCCAGUCAAGAUUUAAUUUUUAUUUGGAUAAUAUUUUUUUUACGCCAAAAAUUGAAAAUGGAAUUUUCAAUAAUUAUCAUUUUGAUUAUUAUUCAAGUGAGUUUUGUACAAUUAUAUAAUAUUUAUUUUUAAAUGACAAGCACAAUAUUUCAAUUUUGUGCUACCGCUAAAUUGUAUAUACAUAUAUAUAUAUAUUUACUUUAAAUUUA